AUGGCCACCCCAACUGCGAGCAACGACAGCAAAGACAGCGAGGACUGGCUGAAGAUGAAGCAGCUCAUCUUCACGAGCGACACCUAUCUCAGAACACUCUCCAGCCACGGUCUCUCUCUGUUCCUGAUCGGCAUCGACCUAUAUGACAUUCUCGAUGGGGAAACCGGACGCGAUUUCCACUUGCUUCUCACACUUGCACACGGCAAAGAGAGAUUGUCGGAGCGGUUCCCGAAGACACUUGCGGCCGAAGACGAGUUGAUGGUUGCGCUGAAGACCUCGUUGAGAGAUGGCGAUAAGAUUGACGAGACGAAAGCCGUGUUGAAGAUCGAUGCAGAUGGUACCACAGUUCACUUGCAUUUGCACGGCCUUCUUCACCCCGGCGCCGCCGAAGGAGAGAUGUGCGUUUCUUCAGACGCUUUCGCCACAAACGAAGGGGGGCACCCAGAAACCGUGUUUUUGUCCACGCACGAUACAUCGAAGCCCGCCGAUCAAUUGGAGUUUUGUUGGACGUGCUCAAAGACCGGGUCGGAGGAUGGGAACUCGGUCGAUGGACUUGUUGUAGAUCUGUCGGCGGAUGUUUGCCCCGACCACAACAGAACUUGGAUUUCGAAAAAGUAG
Messenger RNA from Colletotrichum spaethianum, 618 nucleotides. RefSeq lists its product as uncharacterized. The coding region runs from base 1 to 618 and encodes 205 amino acids. Lineage: Eukaryota; Fungi; Ascomycota; Sordariomycetes; Glomerellales; Glomerellaceae. The transcript has a single exon. The record is from RefSeq and is a predicted model, not a curated record.